Molecule: messenger RNA, 4588 nt
Organism: Ahaetulla prasina
Lineage: Eukaryota; Metazoa; Chordata; Lepidosauria; Squamata; Colubridae
Gene: HMGA2
Product: high mobility group AT-hook 2
Exons: 6
Coding region: 386-922 (178 amino acids)
Biological process (GO): regulation of DNA-templated transcription
Cellular component (GO): nucleus; chromatin
Molecular function (GO): transcription coregulator activity; DNA binding
Source: RefSeq, a predicted model, not a curated record
CAAAACAAAAAAAGUCAGCGGCUCGAUCUUCCCGCAUUUCCAUCCCGCCGCUAAAUUGUAAAGAGGGGAGCUUUCCCUCGCCGCCUCUUUCUGCCGCCGCCAGCACCAGCCUCACUAGCCCCGCUACUGCCGCCGCCGCCGCCACCACCACCAUCAUCUCCCUCCUCCUCUGCUUCGCCGCCUCCUCCCUUUCUCCUCUCCUUUUGGCAACACCAGGACGUCCGGCGCGGCGGUGGUAGGGGUAGCGGUGCUGCCGGUGCUGCCCUGGGGUUGCGAGUGGACGGGGUCGCCUUUGAAUCCUUCCGUUUUUCCAAGGUGCCUCGCAGAGCGCGAGCGGGAGCGAGCUCAGAGCCCGCGGAGAGCUGAAAGGCAGCGAGGAGUCACGAUGAGCGCACGAGGUGACGGAGCCGGGCAGCCUUCGACUUCUUCCGCGGCUGCCAAAGAACAACCUGCCACCGCCGAACCGCCCAAGAGGGGACGAGGGAGACCCAGGAAACAGCCACAAGAACCUAUAGGAGAGCCAUCUCCCAAAAGACCAAGAGGAAGGCCUAAAGGAAGCAAAAACAAGAGUCCCUCUAAAGCAGCUCAGAAGAAUUUCAUGACCAUUGUCUUGCAGGCUGGGAACAGAUAUUCCACAGCUAUGGAGGGCACCAGAAAGCAGAAGCCACUGGAGAAAAACGACCAAGAGGCCGACCCAGGAAAUGGCCACAGCAAGUGGUCCAGAAGAAGCCAACUAAGGAUCAGCCUGAAGAGACAUCCUCACAAGAAUCAGCAGAAGAUGAUUAGAAAACCACACAUUUCUAUUUCUACCUCAUCAGCAGUUGGAUCUUUUGAAGGGAGAAGAUACUGCCAUGACCACUUGCUUCUGUUUCUACAAUCUUCUACUUGGCCUGGAUGGGGAGGAGGGAAGGAAUCCAUAUAACCUUAAAAAGGACUUAUUAAUAAUUGUUACUGCAAUCCCUUCAUUGUCCCAGGUUUUGUGAAACUGCUGUAACACAGGGGGCACAGAUUAACAACCAACAUAUACUUACUGUUUUCUCUUAUUUUUCUUUAACCUACUAAUAGUUUGAGCUGCUAAGUAAGGGUGAAUGGGUCAGUAAAUCUCAGAAGCAGGUUUCAAGUUGUUCACUGCACUGCCUAUAUAUGACUAUUUUAAAAUAUUAAUUACCAUGGGCAUUUAAAUUGGAAGGACUGGUGUUUAACCCUAGUUCUUACAACAUCUCUGACAACCCACUCCCUAGCUUAGUGAAUUCCCCCUUUAGAACACCAAAGAUAAGGAUUUAGAUGCUAGGAUUGUGUAUGCUUCAGAAUGAUUCAGGAGGGUUUCACACCUCAUGCAAACACAAUACCUCUCUGCUGUUCAUUAAAGCAGCCUGAAAGCAAAAUGCAAAUGCCUUUAAUGACUACCCAAUUAGUGUUGUGCUUGUCUCACACUAAUUUCAGUGAGUCAGAUCUUUAAAGCAGCUGUAUAAUUUUUAGGUAACUUUAGUGAACAGCAGAGAGUUUAUUUUUGGAAGAUCUGAAGUGCUUCUUUGAAAUAAUUUUUGAAGUAUGCCCAGCCCUAUUAGAUACUAUUUUGUUAGCCUUGGAGUAGAUUUGUGCUUAUUUGUUUCUCAUGUUACUGUUCUUUUGAGACACAUCAAAGGUUAAUUUCUUUCAAUUAAUUCAUCUGAUAAUCAGGAAGCAAAAGUCAAAAGAAAAAAGGUACUUUGCAACAAAAGGGAAAAAAUGACAAAGAUACUCUGUAUAAUAGCAAUACACAUAUCUGCUGAAAUAAUACCAAAUGGAACUCAACAGCACCCUCUCUGGAAACAUGUUCAUACACCCUGAGGGGGAAUCUGCUUUCUAGAGAUUGUCAUGUUGUUUAGAAAUGACUUACAUCAGACUUUCUUUCAGGACUGAAAUUUAGCAACUAAAAUCUGGAUUUUAGUGAAUUUUAAACAAUACCUCAGAAUGAUUUUAAAUCAUACCAUACUGGAACCAAGGGAAAUAGUUUAGAUAUUUAGUUUGAUUUAUUACUGUGCUGCCAGCCCAUUCCACUCCUUCAAGGAAUGGCCUUAUCAUCUUCACUAAUACAUCUCCAUUCAAGAGCCAAUACUAUGUACCUCAAGUGGGCUUAUUACUUUUAAGCAAUAUACAUUGACAUAGGAUAUUUAUCUGGGCAGGUUGGCCCAGUUAUAUGUCCCCAUUUUUUAUUUUUAUUUUAUUUUUACUAAAAAGCAGCACUUUUAACAACAACUGCAAUAUUACCCCACUUUUCAGUACUACCUCUGUUAUUUACAUUGAACUCAACAAUCAUAUAAACACUUGCUGCUAUGAUCAUACAAUGCAAGAACUUGUUAUUGGAUAAGUAAUCAUAAAUUCUGCAUUCCCCCAAUCCUUUUUUUACUUUGUCACUUCAUUGCAAUUAAGAACACAAUACUGUUAAUGUUUUUCAGCAUUACAAUAUUUUUUCUUUUUAAAGUACGCUAUGCCUUUCUCUGCUAAAUUUCUAUAUAAUGUACCAUUAACUUGAAUAUAUUUUUGUACCAAAUUGCUCAUAAGGUUUGUAAUGAUAAUUUUCUUCAUUGACACUACAUGACAUAAAAAUAAUUAACUGCAGUGUUUAAAUAUUACUGUCCAGGUUUGUACCUCAAUUGAUUUUUUUUUUAAAAAAGAAAUGGACUAGUCGAUUGACAAGACCUACCUCCAGACUAUUAAUGGAUGAACUUGCUGUUUCUGUCAACAUUUGUUUUUGGGAAAACAUUUAGGACUGCAAAAACAUAAAACAAAAGCAAGCAAGAAAACCCCCCAAUUAGAACUAUUUUUGUAAAAGAGCUUUGUGAAAAAUGAACACAUAUUAACUUUUUUCAUAUUAAAACCACCCCUCAAAGAAACUUGAAUCUUUGUAGGUUGGACGCAACAAGCUCAGCUUUUUGCAUAAUGCAAUCACAAAUAAGUGUGCGUAUGUUUGUGUGUGUGUGUAUGUGUGUAAAAACUAGUAGAUUAUAUGAGAAUACUCAUCAAGUAUUUUCAUUUUUUUCACAAAUGUGAUUUUAAAAAAAAUAUGUGUCAACCAGAUUUAUUUUAAAUGCUUCUUAUGUAGAGAUUAAUACUUUCUGACUUAUUUGAUUUCUUUCUUUUUAUUUCCUCUGUCUGUCUGUCUAUCUCACCCUCAGUGGAUAUAUCUGUUGGUAAACAUUGUUUUAUUAUUUGGGCCAGGGGUAGAUUCUCAGGAAAACAUUCUUCGGUAUGACUUUAGUGUUAGUCAAAUGCAACUAAGGAGAGCUACUUACUGGCUGCUUCACAAGAUUGACUGUUAAGAACAAAUACCAGCUCCAGUAACAUGAGUGCCUUGCGUUAGGGAUCAAUGAAAAAGAGCAUUUAAGAAAAGUGUAUUUUAGGUGUCCUAAUGUUACCUAAUUUGUAAAUAAUUAUACAAUAACUGCAUAUGGAACUUAGUCAUGACCAUUCAAGCUGUGGCCUGAAAGACAAACUACAGUGGAAGUGCACAAAUGUUUCCUUCUGGGUGCAGCCAACAGACACCCCCACCUCCCAAACAAAUCACUUAGAAUAGUGAUGAGACAUAAGGGAUAUUAUUGGGAAGAAAAUGCUUAGUGACUGAUGAGGAACACUUGGUUAAGACUUCAAAAAUGCCUUGCUUCUUUAGACUAUGGAUUUUAAUAGCAUAGGCCAGUGUUUCUCAACCUUGGUGACUACAAUGUGUGGAUUUCAACUCCCAGAAUUCCCCAGCUAGUCUUGCCAGCAUUGCCGGCUGGCCUUACCAGCUGGGGAAUUCUAAAUAUUGAAGUCUGAACAUUGUAAAGUUGCCAAUGUUGAGAAACACUGGCAUAGGCCACACUCCCUAAUUCCAUGGCUCUAAUAUGUACAAAAGCUCCAUCCAGGAAAAGGGAUGUAUUUUUAAGGAACAGUGUGGCUCUAAUAGGAAAUCCCUAUUGUGCACAUAGGAAUAUACCAUGAAUUACUGAAGGAAAUCUAGUAAAUUUAUCUACAUGGAACUCUGUGUGAGCAUCAGUAUCCUUACAAUGGAGUUUCUCAAUCAGUUUAACAAUGUGAGAUGAACUAAAUGGGGGCAGGCAUGAAAUUCCUUAGGGUUUACAGCUUUGAUGAAAUCUUACAUUUUCUGUAUAUUGUAGAACAAUCAAAACACAUUACUACCUCUCAGGGUCUUCUAUACCUCAUUUUUCAGACUGAAAAUAACCUUGUGGCCAUUGAAAUAGAAGGAACAUCAUAAAAUUUUUAUAUAUAUAGUUUAUUUUUAUGGGAGAUAAAUUUUAUAGGACUGUUCUUUGCUGUCAUUGGUCACUCCUAAAUAAGACUGGACAUUAUUUUUUCUGCCAUUUCUGCGCAAUAGAUAUACUUGCAAAAACCUACAGUUUUUUUCUAUUUUCCUUAACUGUUUUCUAGCUCGUUGCUUUGUUAUUCAUAUAGAGUUGCUGUCUAUGAUUUUGAAUUGCUUGCUUGUUACUUUGCUGGAUUAUCACAGUUUGUUCAGCACAAUAAACUCAUGGUUUAUGUAAUCUUCAUGUUCAAUUGCUAGUAUUUUGUCAAUACUUCAUAAUUAAGCAAUAAAGUUUGGUCUUAGUGA